Rotaria sp. Silwood2 is the source of this 3649-nucleotide messenger RNA. NCBI's taxonomy places the organism in Eukaryota, Metazoa, Rotifera, Eurotatoria, Philodinida, Philodinidae. The record is from the annotation of a GenBank genome assembly.
AUGUUCCAACUAAUCACAUGUUAUUCUCCACCUGCUGAACCAAUUCCUCUGGAUAUUCUUGAUCGUUUACUUCAACAUAAUCCAAAUUCUAUCUUUACUGGUGAUUUUAAUGCCAAGCACAGUUCAUGGUCAAAAUCAAUGGAAAAUGAAAAAGGACGAGUACUAUUCAAUGGGUUAUCUUCAUCACAAAUACAUUCAUCCCUUGAAAUCAUUAACAAAUUCAUAGCCACUUCAACUCGUUUCAAUGCAACAAUCGAUCUCAUCAUCGCACCUUCACACAUGUCGACUGCCUCCUUCUCGGUUCUUCCAAGUAUUGGAAAUGAUCAUCAUCCAAUCUUAUGGCACCCAUCAAUUAAAAUUUCUUCUACUUAUCAUCGUUUUCCCAUCAAACGUACACGUUGGAAUCUACUUGAAAUUUUUCUUACGUUCACAGCAACUUAUUGGCAAUCGUUAGCCGCAUCUAUGUUACACUCAGAAGCUUUUUUCUCAUUAUAUGAACGUUUUCUAUCAUUAUGCUUAUCACGCCUUACCUUCAUCAAUUUUCGCAAAACAAUCAAACCAUCUUUACCUCAACAUAUAGUCGUUAUGAUUAAACAAAAACGUCGUUAUCUCAAAUUAUUUCGACAAACACGUCAUCCUUAUUUUGCUGUUGUCCUACGUGAUAUGCCAAAAAUGAUACACAAGGAGAUAUUUCACCACAAACGGAAGUCGUGGCUAAAUUAUUGUAAUUCGUUAAACGAUUGUAAUACAACAGCUUUUUGGAAAAAGGCAAAACGCCAUUUCAACUCCAGAGCUGCACCAAUCGAAAGUUUUUUCGUCAACAACAACAUCACCUCCUCGUCAAUUGAUAUGUGCAACAUUGCUAGAGCGUAUUAUGAAGAACAAUUCUCUAGUCAUCAUUGUAAUCAGUCGGAAAUCGAAAUUGAAGCAAAUAAUGUUGAUAUCGAAAUAGAAAAAGUUUUGACAAAUGAACCACCUUGUCCCAUUAUCAUUACUUACCAUCACCUUCGUCGUUCCGUUGCUUCUUUAAAAAACAAAAACUCGACUGGCAUGGACGGUGUAUCAAAUCGAUUAAUUAAAUUACUUCCCCCCACUCAUCUUUCUAUAAUUCUCUCAUGUUUAAACAAGUUUGCAGCUACUUUGCAGACACCGUCGCACUGGCAUGUUGCCAAAAUAAUUCUUUUAUCAAAAACAAAAUCAAAAGUUAUUUCUAUUGAAGAAACAAGACCUAUCUCAUUAUUACCGUGUUUCUCCAAAUUAUUUGAAAAAUGUUUCCUGAUACAUUUUCGUAAAUGGAUUAAUGAACAAGGUAUUCUUCCUGCUGAACAAAGUGGUUUUCGACCUGGUCACAAUAUGGCUGUCCGUUUAGUCUCUAUUGUUGAUCAAAUAGGACAAAGUUUACAAAAGAACACGGCAGCUGCUGCACUCUUCGUAGACUUUCGUACAGCUUUCAAUCAACUUUGGUUUCAUGGAUUAUGGUUAAAACUAGUCAAGUUACAAUGUCCAUUAUAUUUAAUAUCAUGGCUUCGACAUUACUUAAAGGGAAGAAAAGCUUUUAUCGACAUCAAAAACACGGAGUCGUCUAUGUUCAAUCUCUCUAAAGGUGUUCCACAAGGCAGCUGUAUUGGUCCAGUUCUAUUCAUAAUCUACCAUUAUGAUAUUCUGGAAGCAUUAUCAACUAUUCAUUGGAAACACCUAUUUGCUGAUGAUCUUGCUAUUUUAUUUUCGCCAUCGUCAUCAAUGUCUUCAUCCAAUAUGAUAAAUGCUUUAACAGACCAAAUAAAAAAUGUUCUCCUUCGCCUGAUCAACUAUUCAAUUAAGUGGAAACAACCAAUCAAUUUUAGUAAAACACAUUGGAUCCUUUUUCAUCGUCAAGUUGUUCCUCAAAUUCCAAAUAUUAUAUGUGAAGGUUAUAACAUUGAACAUGUCAAGAAAUUCAAAUAUCUUGGUACGAUAUUAGAUGCUAAAUUAUCAUUUACAGAACAUAUUGAUUAUAUUAAAACGAAAAUUCGUACCAAUAUGAAUGUAUUCAAACGAUUGACCUCCAGUCGCAUGACGAGUGAACAAGUCAAUUAUCGACUCUACAAUGCUUUUAUUAGACCCUAUCUUCAGUCUAUUCUCAACAUCUAUCCGAUUCUCACAUCGUCAAAACAGAAACAGCUGGAAAGCUUGAAUCGAAAAAUCUUCCGAGUAAUACACCAAUGGUUUGAUGCAAGAAACAUCGAAAUUGAAAAUCUGCCCAAAUAUCAAUCCAUUUCUAAAUUAACGUACAAGCAUUGGGGUAAAUUGGUACACACAAUACUCGAAACAAAUCCAAGCAUAAUUGAAGAUUUCUUACAACACAAACUAUCGAUUCUAUAUCUUUGUGAAUAUCUUUCAAACCCGGCACUAGCAAAUGAAAGAAAAUCUUUGGAAGAGGAAGAAUUCGUAAAAACAUACGCAAAUUGCUGACUGAAGAUCGUUCAUCUCUGUUCGAUCUUAUUUUGUGUUUUUACGGAUAGAAGUUCUUUUUUUUUUUUUUUUUAUUCACUCUGUUUUCAACUUAGCUUGAUCAAAUGUUAACUCAAGUUGGUUUUUUUUGUUCCCACGCUAAAGGAGCGAUGCUCGCUCAUAGCAUUAAAAUAAAAGCAUUAUACUACUACUAAUCGCAUCAUGUAUAGAUUAGUCACCAAAUCGAUCUUCUUCCAUAACAACAACAACGACAAGAUCAAAAUAAUCAAAAGCAAAAUGUGCAUUUUUUUCCUCGAUCAUCAACCAAUAACAAAUCAAAUUAUGUAGAACAUUGUUUAUCAUCAUUAGAUGUAAAUAUUGAUUCGUUAUAACACAGAAAAAGUGUUACAAAACUGAAGCGAUCAAAACGUCAUCAACCAGCAUUAGUAACGAUAAAUAAUCAAAAAUUUCUUCUUUAAGCAUUGAUUUUGUUUCAAAAACACAAAUAAUAAUAAUAUUUGAAGUAAGAUUCUAUCAAAUAGAUCUUUUUCACAUGAAUCUCUUUUGAUCUCAAAUGAACCUGGAUAUUGCUUUAUUAUGAUCAGUUUUAAGAGCAAAACCAGCUAAAAUCAUAAUAAAUAAUUGUCAUGUACAUCAUCGUCGUCUAAGUAUUUUCCAAUCAUCAGAUUUAACAAUGAUGAUCAUUCAUCCGCAUCAUAUCGUUAUAUUCAACUAAAGCCGUCGGUACGUUCGAAGACCUUCCUUCGAUAAAUGAACCAAAUCACGUAUCAGAAGACCCCUAUCCUCUUCAGAAAAUUGAUUUUAGAAUUUUACUACGGGUGUGGGUAUCGAUUACAUACAUGUCAAACCUGAAAAUUGAAUUCAAUUAUUCAAUUAUUCACUUUUCACCAGCUGUGGGUGUGGAGAAGGGAGUUCUGAUGGAGAUGACAUACAUAUCUUUACACAAACACAUCACGCGACCAGGUGUGGGUGCUAGAGACCUGCAAUAGACUCCGAAAAUCGACUCCGACUCCGACUCCGACGGAGUCGGAGUCAGAGUUAAAAACAAAGAUUUUUUCGGAGUCGGAGUCGAAUCGAAGUCAAUCUUUUUUUUCGGAGUCGGAGUCGGAGUUAAUGUAAAUUUUAGAGACUCCGAAAAUGUUUUUAUUCUUUUCUUAUAUAACAUGUUUAUUUUUCAUAAUACUAAAGCCAAGUAAAC